AAGUUCUACAAGAGCUCGGACCACUCGCGCGCGCUGCCCAAGCACUUCCAGAUGGGCGUGGUGGUCGAGGGCGCGCACGAGUUCCACUCGGCGCGUCUCACCAAGAAGCAGCGCCGCAAAAUCUUCACGGACGAGAUCAUGGCGGAUGAGGCCGUGGUGCAGUACACCCACCGCGUGGCCAGCAACAUCCCGGCCGCGCGCGCCACCACGGGCCGCAAGAAGAGACGACGCAACUAG
Phytophthora sojae is the source of this 237-nucleotide messenger RNA. RefSeq lists its product as hypothetical. Gene Ontology annotation, cellular component: nucleolus. The annotation marks the transcript as partial. Gene Ontology annotation, biological process: RNA processing. NCBI's taxonomy places the organism in Eukaryota, Oomycota, Peronosporomycetes, Peronosporales, Peronosporaceae. Gene Ontology annotation, molecular function: RNA binding. The transcript has a single exon. The record is from RefSeq and is a predicted model, not a curated record.